Messenger RNA from Gossypium arboreum, 1699 nucleotides. Its product is annotated as high mobility group B protein 10. The transcript has 6 exons. Gene Ontology annotation, molecular function: DNA binding. Lineage: Eukaryota; Viridiplantae; Streptophyta; Magnoliopsida; Malvales; Malvaceae. The coding region runs from base 305 to 1192 and encodes 295 amino acids. The record is from RefSeq and is a predicted model, not a curated record.
UUUAUGGCAGUAUAUUCUCAUAUAAGGGUUAGGGUUUUUCAGAUUUUCAUUUAUUUUUCCUCUCUCCUGUAUGAACAAAAUACCAAUCCUUCUUCUUUAUUUAUAAAGACUUGCUUUGGCUUAUAAUAAUAUUCUAUACCAACUUUACUUUGUUCUUAGCGUUAAUUUAAUUAAUCAAUAUAUUAAUAGGGUAACAAGCAAGCAAGCAUACCAUUUGAAUAGCCAAAAGAAAAAAAAAAAAAAAAAAAAAAUCGAAAAUCACCCCAAACUGAUUUACCUUUGUUUUAGAGUUUAGAGUCUAAAAAUGUCUGAGCAUCAAGAGCAGAGUGAGAGGAGAAAUGGGCACGCCAGCAUGUCUCGCUAUCCCUCUCCUACUGCUACCUAUGAGGAUGUUCUUCAAAGUCCUGACCUUUUCUGGGAAAAGCUCAAAGCUUUUCACAUAUCUCUCGGCUUCAAGUUCAAGGUUCCGGUUGUUGGAGGAAAGGCUCUGGAUCUGCAUCAACUCUUCGUGGAAGUCACAUCACGUGGAGGUCUCGAAAAGGUAAUAAAAGAUCGCAAAUGGAAGGAAGUGAUUGUGGGCUUUAGAUUUCCUACAACCAUUACGAGUGCGUCUUUUGUUUUAAGGAAGUAUUAUUUAUCAUUGCUUUAUCACUUUGAGCAAGUCUAUUACUUCCGUAAACAACUCUCUUCAGUCUCAACCCCAGGCACUGCCAGUGAGAGCCUUGUGACUGGAUCUGCAAACGCAAUGGAAGAUGCCUCUACAAACCAAUUAACAGCUGUUGGAACUCAGCAGUUGCAGAUUGGCAGUUCUGUGACAGGGAUCAUUGAUGGAAAAUUUGAUAAUGGCUAUCUGGUUACAGUUAGGUUGGGGUCUGAUCAAUUUAAAGGUGUUCUAUAUCAUAUCCCCCAAAUGCAUCAACUGUCUCAAAGUUCAAAUACUUCAGAUGUACCUCCUCGACGCCGAAAGAGAUCCCGGUUAGCACAGGACCCCUCCAGGCCAAAAUCAAACAGGAGUGGUUAUAAUCAUUUCUAUGCUGAGCAUUAUGCUCAACUCAAACCUAUGUACUAUGGGGAAGAGAAAGUCAUCAGCAAGAAAAUUGGGAACUUGUGGAGCAAUCUGACAGAGGCCGAGAAACAGGUUUAUCAGGAGAAAGGGAUGAAGGAUGUGUGUGUGUGUGUGUGUGCAGUUUGAAUCCUGCAUUGUUUCAUUUGACCAUUGGAGCUCUCUUAAAACGACAUUUCUUGAUUGUGAUGUAGGUUUAUCAGGAGAAAGGGAUGAAUGAUGUGUGUGUGUGUGUGUGUGUGUGUGUGUGUGUGCAGUUUGAAUCCUGCAUUGUUUCAUUUGACCAUUGGAGCUCUCUUAAAACGACAUUUCUUGAUUGUGAUGUAGGUUUAUCAGGAGAAAGGGAUGAAGGAUGAGAGAUACGGAACUGAAAUGUUGGAAUAUCGAUCUUCCCAUGAUUCGACACCUCAAUAGCAUCUGAUGAGUUGGUCGUUAGGAACUAAAUGAUGGGGUUGUCAACCCUCCCUCGAUGUUUGUUUGUUUGUUGUUGUUGCUCAACUUUUCCCUUGAAAACUUUCUGUAUGAACAGAUUAUCUGAACCCUGCCCCUUUGCUCAGACUUUGGGUGAUCAGAUGGAAGAUCUUUGUAAAAUGUGGUUAUAUUAAUCUAUCAGAAUGCUAGAAGCUUAGAACAGUA